Messenger RNA from Nezara viridula (southern green stink bug), 810 nucleotides. Lineage: Eukaryota; Metazoa; Arthropoda; Insecta; Hemiptera; Pentatomidae. The record is from the annotation of a GenBank genome assembly.
AAAAUGAGUGCUUGCUUGCUAUAUACAUAACCUUUCAACCACAUUAGUAUUUUAUCAAGAAAAUACUUUUAAUAUUUAAGUCAUGUCUCUACUAAGACGUUUUGGACUCUUAGGAUUUAGGCAAAUUAGAUCAAUUUCUAAAAGUUCUUCUCUGGGGGGUGAAUCUCUAGCUGUCCCUGCUCCAGACAAUGAAACUUCAUAUUCCAUAAAAAUUGAAAAACUAGUUACCGAAAUUUCUCAUUUAACGUUGUUGGAAGUUUCAGAACUAAGUACAGCCCUUAAACAAAGGCUUAAUCUGCCUGAUGUUCCAGUUAUGCCUCUUGGUGGAAUGGUUCCGGCAAAAUCAGAGGAGGAUGAAGAAGCACAAAAUACUAAGGCUGUAAAGACUAUUUUUACGGUCAAAUUAAUGAAAUUUGAUGAAAAACAAAAAGUAGCACUGAUUAAGGAAUGUAAAAACUUAUUAGAAGGCAUGAAUUUAGUACAGGCCAAAAAAUUUGUUGAAAGCUGUCCGACUGUUGUCAAGGCAGAUGUUGAUAAAGCUGAGGCCGAAAAAUUAAAAGAAGCUUUAACUAAAGUUGGAGCUGAAAUAGUAAUUGAUUAAAAUGUGUUUUAGCAUAAUUUGAAAGGACUGUAGUUUUUUAGUUUGUUUUUUUAAACUAUUUCAUACUGUACAUAAAUAAAUAGAAUAAUACAAUAUUUUACUGUAUUUAAUAUUUAGUUACAUUAAAGUGCUGUAUUACAAAAUGCAAAGUUUGAUAUAUAGGGUGAUAAUUUUAAUAUGAAAUCACUAUUUCUGUUUGGAUUCCGCAA